AUGCCCCCGGGCUUCUGCAUGCAAACCCUGGCUGAGCCCCCCGGGGACCCCGAGCAGCGCAUGGGCUGGGCGCAUCGCUGCGAGACCGGGUGCCAGGAGGGACCUGCUGGGGACCGGCCCAGCGGCGUGAACCAGCUGGGGGGUCUCUUCGUGAACGGCCGCCCCCUCCCCGCUUGCAAGAGGAAGAGGAUCAUCGAGCUGGCGGCGUGCGGCGUCCGGACCUCGGACAUCUCCCGCAGCCUCAAGGUGUCCAACGGCUGCGUCAGCAAGAUCCUGGGCCACUACUACCAGACGGGGGCCGUGGAGCCCAAGGCCAUCGGGGGCAGCAAGCCCCGCAUGGCCACCCCCGAGGUGGUGGCCAGGAUCGCCCAGCUGAAGCUGGAGCAGCCCUCCCUCUUCGCCUGGGAGAUCCGCCGGCAGCUGCACGCCGAGGGCAUCUGCGCCAGCAACAGGACCCCCAGCGUCUCCUCCAUCAACCGGGUGCUGAGGAACCUGCCCAGCGACCGGGGCGGGGGACCCGCCCCAGCGCCCUGCGGCUGGGGGCUGAGCCAGCCAGGGACCCGCUGCCACGGGGUGAGCCUUGCCGGGGGCUGCCGCUCACCCACUGAAGCCGGUGCCGCCACCUCCCUGGGGACCCAGCACCCUCCACGGGGCUCCGCGGCUGGCCGGCGGCUCCCGCUGAGCACCCAGCACAGGAACAGGACGGUCUUCUCCAGCGAGCAGUCGGAGGCCCUGGAGAAAGAGUUUCAGAGGGGACAGUACCCGGACACUGUCACCCGGGAGAGACUGGCUGCGGCCACCCAGCUGCCCGACGCAACCAUCAGGGUCUGGUUCUCAAACCGACGGGCAAAAUGGAGACGCGAGGCCAAGCAGAAGCUGGAGGCUGGCAGUGCAGGCUCCUGGUGCGACUGGAUGCUGCCCCGCGGGGCGGCCGUGGCUGCUUUCCUCCCCCACGCCGCGACAGCCACCUGCUCUGCACAGCUGCUGGCGAGCCCCCGAGCCGCGGUAUCGCUUCAGCACAUCCUGGUGCGGAGACGGGAGGUCGGCGGGCAGGACCGCGUGGCACAGCCGGGACCAGCUCCAGCCAUCCCCGAUCCCACGCUGGUCCUUCCACCGUGA
Nipponia nippon (crested ibis) is the source of this 1119-nucleotide messenger RNA. The record is from RefSeq and is a predicted model, not a curated record. Lineage: Eukaryota; Metazoa; Chordata; Aves; Pelecaniformes; Threskiornithidae.